Molecule: messenger RNA, 417 nt
Organism: Microthlaspi erraticum
Lineage: Eukaryota; Viridiplantae; Streptophyta; Magnoliopsida; Brassicales; Brassicaceae
Source: the annotation of a GenBank genome assembly
AUGAGCAUCAAGGCGUCGAUGAAGGGCAACUUCAACUCAAGCUGUCUCAUUAGUUCAUCAAACUUGGCCUUGUGUGCUUCCAACAGUUGUUUCUUGAACCUUCCUGGAAAGGGUAGAGGGGGCUUGUAUGGUGGUGGUCCUGCUGGAGUGUCUUUCUUCUUUGCAACAGGUUUAGCUGGUUGGCUGGAGUUUGCUUUGUCUGCUCUCUUCUGGCUCGAUCGAGCUCUGGUUUGUCUUGCAGUGUCUCAGGUUUCUUCAGCUCGAUCGAGUUCUGGUUCAGGGUUUUGUUCCAGCUCGAUCGAGUUCGGGUCGAGUUAUCAGCAUAGUCGACUAAAUCCUCCCCUUCCUCGUCAUCGAUGUCCACAGCGAUUUGGGGUGGGCUACCUCUACUGGGAAUUGCUCCACUUCUUAGUGUAA